UGUGAUUAAUAUUUAUGAUCCUGCCUUCACCAUAGUAGGCUUGAUACAUUCGUGGGCGGGCUAUACUAGAAUAGUCUGCAGAACAGUAUCUUAGGUGAUUUCUAAACGAAAUCAACACAGACCCACUAUAUUAGAAGAAAUGGAGGACACAAAGCCUGAGGAGACGAAUGUGGAGGAGCAGAAAGAUGAGGAGUAUAAGAUCUGUCCAGAGAAACUGGAGGAAGCCAAACUGAAGUCCAAAUACCCUCACUUGGGUAAUAAGCCUGGAGGAUCCGAUCUGCUCAGAAAAAGACUGCAGAAGGGGCCAAAGUACUUUGACUCAGGCGACUACAACAUGGCGAAGGCCAAGAUCAAGAACAAGCAGCUUCCAGCGGUGCAGACAGAGAAGACCGAGAUCACCGGAGACCACAUCCCCACCCCUCAGGACCUGCCACAGAGGAAACCCUCUCUGGUGGCCAGCAAACUGGCUGGCUGAUACCUGCUGCUGUCCUUCACUCCACACUCCCAAAUCCUAUCUCUUCAUCCAUUUAUCUCUGAUACUGCAUUCCUGCCCUCAUCCUCUCUUGUUUCCUGUCCUCUGAAAAUACACUGAAUAUUCAAGGGUUGCAGAUGUUACAGAGCUGUACUGCCACACUGUGAGAUGGGUUGGGUCGUGGCUCCAAAGGGGGGUGAAGUUCUCAAAAGUCUUCUGAUAUUUUUAAUGUGUCAUAGUAUGUAGUUGAAAGUGUACAUAUUUGCUAGUGAGUGAGGGCAAACUGCAUUUUAGAAGAUGUUUUGCAUUUUAAUUAUAACCAUUCCUCAAUUACCCAUUGCUUAGAGGACAAGGUCACCCAAAAAUGAAGAUUCUGUCAUUUACCCAUUGCGCAUGACUUUAUUUCCUCCAGUGAACGCAAAAGGAAAUGUUUAGUGGAAUGUCAAAGUUGCUCUUUUUCAAACAAAGAAAGUCUAUAGAGGGAAAGGGUUGUAGAGCUCCGGGAAUUACAAAAAAUUGUACUUUAAGUAGUUCAUACAACUUGUUCCAACCAUGGAGGUUCAACGAGAUACGGACCUCUGCAUUUUUUCUAGGUGUAUUAUAAAAGUUGUUAAAUAAUUGCCUAAUAAUAACUGUACUUUGUUGCAAAGAUGUUGUACAAUGCCAAGAUAAUGUACUUACUUAUCUGAGCUGCACACACAGCACUCAUCAGUAUCAAAAUGACUUAGAUGGCCAAUCAAAUCAGAGAAGGCAUUUACUGUUUACAGAAGCCAAAUGUGAAUUUCAGCAUGGAGCUUCAGUUGUAACGGACAGAAAGUCAGGUGUAACUAGGUCAGCAUUUGAUAUUUGGCAACUGUGUUGCCAUGCUUUUAUCUUGUGUCUUCUGAAGCCAUACAAUAACUUUGUGUGUGGGACUGAAAUUUUUCAUUUUUCCAAAUAAGUGCUUGCGCUCAAUUCAAAACAUUCAAAUGACGCAUUACAAUUAGUCACGAGAAAUUGCACAACCAAUGGCUAUUUGAUGCUGAUGCAAAAGCACCAUACAAAAUAAUGUUUGAAUAUGCAUAAGCGUAAAUGAGAUUGAAAGCAUUUUCAGCAAAUUACAGCUUAAGUUAUCACAUAGCUUCAGAAGACCUAAUAUAAGAUCCAAAGAAAGUCACGUGCGGUUGGAAUGACAUAAGAGUAAAAAGGAAAUUGUGCUAGAAUUUUCUUUUAGGGGUGAGCUUUUCCAUUAAUCAUGGAGUUAAGUGCUUGAAUCGAUAAUGAAUUGAAAGUAAUCUCUAAUAAUGUGGUUGAUUUGCACCCUGUUUCUUUGAUGAGAAUGCUUGUUUCUUUUUGUCAUGUUUCAGCUUUAAGUGGAGGACACUUGGUUAGUCAUGAUUGAUAGCAUGUAAUGCAGAUCUCUGAGACUGCUGUCAUUUUGUUUUGUACCAUAGAGCUUAAAGCCUUAUGAUGAUGUAGUGCCAAUGCACAGAUUGGCAAGCAGUUCUGUAACGCCACACGUUUCUUUCAUACGUCACUUGUGUCUGGUUGUAGAGUCCAGGCAGUGAGGAUGCUUCUCCACCUUCUGGUGUGUAAUAAACUCCAUGAGAUCUCC
Molecule: messenger RNA, 2066 nt
Organism: Sinocyclocheilus rhinocerous
Lineage: Eukaryota; Metazoa; Chordata; Actinopteri; Cypriniformes; Cyprinidae
Gene: arpp19a
Product: cAMP-regulated phosphoprotein 19a
Exons: 3
Coding region: 140-475 (111 amino acids)
Cellular component (GO): cytoplasm
Molecular function (GO): protein phosphatase inhibitor activity
Source: RefSeq, a predicted model, not a curated record